Penicillium olsonii is the source of this 1503-nucleotide messenger RNA. NCBI's taxonomy places the organism in Eukaryota, Fungi, Ascomycota, Eurotiomycetes, Eurotiales, Aspergillaceae. The record is from the annotation of a GenBank genome assembly.
AUGGACUCUGAAAAAGACACAAGCCAUGAGAUGGUUGAAAAUGUCAAAUCAACAUCUUCAGUGCCGGAAAUAGACCGAGCCGCGGAAAAGCGAUUGCUGUGGAAGCUUGAUAUCCAUGUUGUGCCCAUACUAAUGUUUCUUUUUCUUCUUGCUUUCCUUGACCGAAUCAAUAUCGGCAAUGCACGACUACAAGGUCUUGAGAAGGACCUUGGUAUGGAAGGCCAUGACUACAAUAUAGCACUUUUCAUCUUCUUCAUCCCAUAUAUCUUGUUUGAAGUCCCCAGCAAUCUAGUCUUGAAGAAGGUCCCGCCCUCGUGGUGGCUGAGUGGAAUAAUGUUCCUCUGGGGUAUUUCGUCCAUCUGCAUGCUACAAACUAUGCUGACAUUUACAGGAAUUGUCACUAUUUGUCAGGGAGUAACACAAAGCUUCGGAGGUCUAGUUGCAUGUCGAUUCUUGUUGGGCUUAUUUGAGGCUGGAUUCAUGCCUGGUUGCAUCUACUUGAUCGCCAUGUACUACAAGCGCCAUGAAUUGCAAUGGCGACUGAAUGUUUUCUUCAGCGCAAGCAUUCUGGCUGGCGCUGUUAGUGGUUUGCUCGCAUAUGCCAUCGCCAAAAUGGACGGUGUGGCUGGAUACAGUGGCUGGCGAUGGAUCUUCAUCAUCGAAGGCUUAGCGACAGUUGCGUCUGCCAUCGCGGCAAAAUUUUUGAUCGUCGACUGGCCUGAGCAGUCUACGUUCUUGAACGACCAAGAGCGCACCAUGAUGAUUCAAAGACUUUCGGAAGAUCGAGGCGAGGCGCAGAUGAACCGCUUUGACAAGCCAGCGAUGAAGCGAACGUUCACCGACAUCAAACUAUACCUAGGUCCGAUCAUGUACUUUGGCAUCGUCAACACCGGGUAUGCAACAUCAUUUUUCACCCCAACCAUCCUCAAACAACUCGGUUGGACAUCCGUUCGGGCUCAAGUGAUGAGUAUUCCCAUCUACCUCGUGGCAACAGUCAUUGCUUUAGCGACAGCAUUUGCCAGCGAUCGACUCCGCCACCGCUUCGCGUUCACCCUAACGGGCUGCAUGAUCGCCACGAUCGGAUACAUCCUUCUGCUCUGCCAGGAGUCAGUGCCCGUGGGAGCGCGGUAUUUCGCUCUUUACGCAAUCACGGGCGGCGGGUACAUGACGCAGCCGAUCUUGAUGGGGUGGCUGAGCAACAAUAUGGCCGGGCACUAUAAGCAGUCUAUUGCAUCGGCCAUGCAGAUCGGCUUUGGCAACUGUGGCGGUCUGGUUGCCAGCAAUGUUUUCUUUGAUUCCGAGGCCCCGACAUAUGUCACUGGGUUUGGGGUGAGUCUUGGUAUGGUGUGGAUCUGUGGAGUCGCGUGUGUUGUGUUCUUUGCUUAUUUGCAUCGCGAGAAUCGAGUCCGCGAACAGGGCAAGAGGGAUCAUCGGUAUGAAUACCCUCAGGAGGAAUUGGAGAAUCUUGGCGACGAUCAUCCUAGUUUCAGAUUCACAUAUUAG